Molecule: messenger RNA, 1697 nt
Organism: Brachypodium distachyon (stiff brome)
Lineage: Eukaryota; Viridiplantae; Streptophyta; Magnoliopsida; Poales; Poaceae
Product: protein MEI2-like 7
Exons: 4
Coding region: 181-1251 (356 amino acids)
Molecular function (GO): RNA binding
Source: RefSeq, a predicted model, not a curated record
CGAGGAGGAGGGUGUUGCACACACCCCAGUACCCACCCACCCCUGAAAAAGACCAGCCGCCCUGUGACCCUGUCGUUUUCUGAAAAGAAAAAAGACCUGCUGUCCUUCUUGUUCCCGGCCAGGGAGCGAGCGCUGCCUCGCCGCCGACCCAACGUGCAAGCCUCCUCCUCCUCCUCAGCCAUGGCCUUCAUGAAGCUCAACGCGGACGCGCCGCCGUUCCACCCUACCAAGCUCUCGACCCGCCUCCACCUCCGUACUCCGCCGCCUCCUCGUUCCGUCACGGCGCCGUACGCCCCGUACCACGCCGGUGCCGCCUGCAGGUUCCCGGAGUACGAUGACCACCGCUAUCCCCUGCCGCCGCCGCCGCUUUUCCUCAGCGAAGGCGGCUUCCGCUGGCCACGCCCACGCCUGCCGCUGCCCCCGCCUCCUCCAUUCCUCUGCGACGGCAAGCAGCAGCAGGGGCGCCCCUCGCCGCCGCCGCGCGCGCUCGUGUUCUCCAGGGGCGCCUUCGUCGUCGAGAAGCUGUACCGGAAGGCGCUGGCCAAGGCGCGUGCUUUACCGGACGCGGCCACCCGCCGUCGACGUGGGCCGGCCGCGGCCCAGCCGUGUGGGCUGCGGAUGCACCAGCAGGCCGUCGCGCGGGCAUGGGCCUGGGCCUGGCCGGCGAGGUCGCCGGCGUUGACGAUGAGGCCGGCGUCGCCGCCGACGACGCUCCGGACGCCACUGCCGGAGUGGCUCGGGUGGGUGUCCACCGUCAUGAUCCGCAACAUCCCCAGCAAGCUCACGCGCGCCGGGAUGAUGGAGCUCCUCGACGACCACUGCGCCGGCGAGAACGGCCGCCGCCGCCGCGGCGCCGUGACCGCCGCCUACGAUUUCCUCUACUUGCCCAUGGAUUUCAGCAUGUGCAGCAGGCAGCGAAGCAGCAACAAGGGCUACGCCUUCGUGAACCUGACGACGGCCGACGCGGCGGCCGGGCUCUACCGCGCGCUCCACGGCUGCCGCUGGGACCCCUCGCUCCGCAGCGACAAGAUCAUCCGCGUCGACGCCGCGCGUAUCCAGGGCAAGGAGAGGCUGGCGAGGCACUUCAGCGUGUCCACCUUCGUGUGCCACUCCGACGAGUACCUCCCCGCCGUCUUCUCCCCGCCCCGCCACGGCGGGCCGCGCCUCGCCAGCAAGCCCAGGCCCGUCGGCCUCCGUGUUCCUCCUCCGCCCAAUAUAAUGGCAGGAAAGGCUCGUGUAGUAGUCAAAUAGGAAGAGGGCUCAACUAGAAAAUCCGGAGUCUGGCCAUGCCUUCCUCUUCUCCUUCGGUGCAACGGCAAAGGAAGGGAAAUGGAGUACUAUCUACUGCUACUGUCUAGUCCAACCGGUCUCUUCUAUCCAUUCUACGGCUUUCUAAACUGUAACGUGUUCGUACAAUCGUGUGUCUUCUUGUGCGUGGCUUCUUCUGUCUGUGUUUUAGUGAGAAAUGUAGCGAAACCGGGAGAAGAAAACAUUGGCGUCUUGUUGAGCUAGCUCCCCAUUUACUCUAGCUCUAGGUAGGCAAUGGAUGGCAUUGGGGGUGUGGCAUUGCUUCCUUUUGCAUUGGAACUAGAAACGAAUAGCCUGUGGUUCCUUUGCAGUUUGCUAGCAUAGCACGGAUGCGAUGCAAGCGCUCUGUGUGUAGUACCAAUGGGAUCGAAUCUCUGUGCAUCGCAUGC